Hippocampus zosterae (dwarf seahorse) is the source of this 2876-nucleotide messenger RNA. It is a transcript of the gene ankrd34c, whose product is annotated as ankyrin repeat domain 34C. The transcript has 2 exons. NCBI's taxonomy places the organism in Eukaryota, Metazoa, Chordata, Actinopteri, Syngnathiformes, Syngnathidae. Bases 469 to 2055 code for a protein of 528 amino acids. The record is from RefSeq and is a predicted model, not a curated record. Gene Ontology annotation, molecular function: protein binding.
CGCGUGCGCACAGAGGUUCUCCUCAGACGCACGUUUAUUUUGGGGUCGCUCUGACGUCAAGAGCGCACACGUUUCAUUCAACAGGCUAAGAAAGUAAGUUAUUUAUAACCCGCAGCGUCUCCGGGAUGCGCUCCAUGAGUGCGCACCGAGAAGAAUCCAAAGCAUCCUCCUCAUCAGGACUCACGCGUCUGAGAACAGCAUCAACAAAAAAAAAAGCCACGAUCAGGUGGGCUCAUGUGCGUUCUACUAUAUCACCACCGGCACUCGGCGCCCCGGCUGUAACCGAGGCGGGGUGUGGAUGGCUCACAAAUAGGCAGAAAAAAAAUAAUCCUCCGUGAACUUUCUGUUUUGAAUCGAGCCAUCAUCUCCUCAUUUUUCCAUCCUGCCGUGACGCAGCGAGGCUGCUUAAGAGCAUGGGAAUCCUGUCUUCUGACCAGCUGUAAAGUCCACACGGGGAAAAUCUGAGCGAUGGCUGACAUUCUGGAGCUGCGCACGGACGGGAACUCGCUCCUGAAAGCCGUGUGGCUCCGACGCUUGAGGCUCACCAGACUCCUCUUGGAGGGCGGCGCGUACAUCAAUGAGAGCAAUGAACGUGGCGAGACGCCUCUCAUGGUGGCCUGUAUGUCGACGCACAGCGACCAGCAGAGCGUCAGCAAGUCCAAGCUAGUCAAAUAUUUGCUGGACAACCAAGCUGACCCAAACAUACAAGACAAAGGAGGCCGGACCGCCCUGAUGCACGCCUGCAUCCACAAGGCGGGACAUGAAGUAGUGACCCAUCUCCUGAGCAACGGGGCUGAUCCCAGCCUGGAGGACAGGGGGGGAGCCUCUGCACUGGUUUACGCCAUUAACGCAGAUGAAAAGCAAACGCUCAAGUUGCUUCUGGAUGCUUGCAAAGCCAAAGGCAAAGAGGUGAUCAUUAUCACCACCGAUAAGUCACCAUCUGGCACCAAAACCACCAAACAGUACCUAAAUGUUCCUCCGUCUCCAGAGGUGGUUGAAAAGUCCUCCCCGGCAUACUGCACCUCACCUUCUGACAUCGACAUCGCUGCAUCUCCAAUGAUUGGGCAAGAGCAACAAAAUUCCGUCUUCAGCUUCCAGACGAAGCUGAAAACAUCCUGCUCGGCAAACAAACUGGCCAACGGGCCCACGUCGCCCACACGGCGGCCGAUCGGCCACAAGCGAGCGCGUUUACCUCAGCUGAAGCGUCUGCAGUCGGAGCCGUGGGGGCUGAUAGCGCCAUCCGUGCUGGCCGAACGGGCGAACAGUCACAACGAAAGCAAGAAGGCCAGCUCGGACGAGGACAUGGUGGCAGGUUUGAACGGCCUGACCCUGAGCAAAAGGGCCACUUUGUCUCGGCAGAACAGCACGGACGGCAAAGAAAGCACGUUGCCGCCGGUGGGCGAGCAAGGCUGCAAAAUGACAACCUCGCUGUCGGUUCCCCCGACCACGAAAGCAGCCUAUGAAAGAUCGCUGGGCGCGCACCAGCCUCUGGCGCGACGCAGCACCGUGCCGACCGAGCAGGAGGGCGCCAGCGUUGGGCAUCCCGCUCUCAGAGACACCAUGCACAAGAGGCGACUCGGGAAUGACCACUACGACUCAGACUCCCAGCUCUACUCCGACUCUGUCAUGUUGGACUCCCCAAAGGUGCCACUGGAGCGAAGGAAACUGAACACCUCCCCUCUGGCCUUGUUGACCAGCUCCAGAGAGUCCCUCGACAGCAACGCUAGCACAUCCUCACCGUGCACCAUCCGCUGGCGUCCGCCGGGGCUCUUGGAGAGGAGAGGCUCUGGCACCCUUCUUCUCGAUCACAUCUGCCACACCAGGCCGGGCCAGCUGCCCCCUCUCAAUGUCAACCCCAACCUUUACAUUCCUGACAUUGGUGCCAGUAGCAAGCCAUCCUCGCCUUUGGCCAGCGGCAUUCGAUCCUUAGUGCCAGUAGCACCAAACACACCAAAGAGGGGUGGGCUGAAGUGCAAGAAGAAGCUUGUGAGAAGACAUUCUAUGCAAGUGGAGCAAAUGAAGCAACUGUCUGAUUUUGAGGAGCUAGCUCAUUAGUGGCUAGGGGUGUUUAUGCAGCAUUUUUAGUGUUAACUGCCUACAUUGUCAGCAAGUACUGUACAACCAUGAGUCCCGUCGUGUAAACUCACAGGCGUGUAGAUGUUGAAUAACAAACUGGAAAACCAAGUUACAACAGAGCAAUAUCGCUAGAUUUCCUCCUUGUGCCGCUUCUCACCUUGAGGAUUAUCUUUUGACAUCAUGUUUGCUUUCAAUGUAUUGCCGUUUUGAAUGUAAAUGACAAGUUGUGACACACACACACACACACGAAGGGUCUCUCCUAUAUGGUGACGUAAUAUGCAGGGACAGUUCUUGAUCCGUUUGUAGCCAACGGGGCACUUGGGUGCACUUUGUGCAUUUGUAAUUAGCACUAGUUUGCUCUGGAGUCGAGAUGUAGCGUUGGGUAAGAAGUUUAACUGUUUGUAGCAAAAUUGUGCAAAGUGCCUUCAAGAAUAAUUGAAGACUGGAAAGAGUGGCGAGAUACAUUUGAUGUAUUAAAAACCGACUUACAACAAAUACGGAUGUCACCAAAAUGUGUUUUUCUUUCAUCAUUAUUGUUGGCCUCGCAUCGAGUGAAUAAUAUGUCUUUUAAAAAAAGCUGGUGAAAUGAUAUGUUCCGUGAUACUUUUCUGCGGAGGAGGAAGAAAACGGGGACAAAUGUUGUAAUUGCAACAUUGUUGCACGCAUUUAAUUUCCGCUAUGUUUAAAGCCGCGUUGGUAAUAAAUUGGUGAUCAAAUGUCCAAAGGCAAUCAAAUUUAAGAUUAUACAAGCUUCCAUAAUGUCAGCACCUAUGUUUAAAAUAAACAUUUACAACAACAAA